Messenger RNA from Bacidia gigantensis, 1122 nucleotides. It is a transcript of the gene HEM2, whose product is annotated as Aminolevulinate dehydratase. NCBI's taxonomy places the organism in Eukaryota, Fungi, Ascomycota, Lecanoromycetes, Lecanorales, Ramalinaceae. Gene Ontology annotation, biological process: heme biosynthetic process. The record is from RefSeq and is a predicted model, not a curated record. Gene Ontology annotation, cellular component: cytosol. The transcript is spliced from 2 exons. Bases 1 to 1122 code for a protein of 373 amino acids. Gene Ontology annotation, molecular function: zinc ion binding; porphobilinogen synthase activity.
AUGUCAUUCUCCAAUCUGGUCUCUGACAUUGCUUACCGCGACUCUCCUCGUCCUAAGAACCCCGUUCGCUCCGCCACUGAAUCGUCCGCCCGUUCAUACACCAGCACAGCAGCGACCAGUGUCAGCAUAUCUGGCGACAUCUCAAGCCAAUUGCAUGGCGGCUACAGCCACCCAUUGGCUCGCUCGUGGCAAGCUGAACGACAACUGACAAAAUCCAUGCUCAUAUAUCCUCUAUUCAUAACUGACCACCCCAACGAAGAAAGUCUCAUCCCCUCGCUGCCGAAUCAAUCUCGCCGCGGUCUCAACCGUAUUCGCCCUUACCUUGAUACCCUAGUGCAGAAAGGCCUGAAGUCCGUCAUCCUUUUUGGUGUACCCACUGCUUCCGGCUCAAAAGACGCUCUUGGCACAUCAGCGGAUGAUCCAAAGGGGCCCGUCAUCCAAGCCAUCCGAUUAUUACGGCAACACUACCCACAACUCUUUAUCGUCGCUGACGUAUGCUUAUGUGAAUACACAAGCCAUGGGCACUGCGGUAUACUACGCGAGGACGGCUCCUUGAACAAUCAGCUCUCCGUGGAUCGCAUCAGUGAUGUAGCGAUGGCGUACGCAGAGGCGGGCGCGCACUGCGUCGCUCCCUCAGACAUGAACGACGGACGUGUACGGGCGAUCAAGUUGAAGCUGAUUGAAGCUGGGAUCGCGCAUAGAGUUGUGCUAAUGUCAUACUCUGCUAAGUUCUCCGGGUGCUUAUAUGGUCCAUUUAGGGAUGCCGCUGGCUCGGCUCCGAGUUUUGGGGACAGGAAAUGCUAUCAGUUGCCACCUGGAGGCAGAGGGCUGGCCAGGAGGGCGAUCACGAGGGAUAUUCAGGAGGGUGCGGAUAUCAUAAUGGUAAAGCCGGCGAGUUCUUAUCUGGACAUCAUCAGUGACGCAAAGGAUCUGGGGAAGGACAUGCCGGUCGCAGCCUAUCAGGUCAGUGGCGAGUUCGCUAUGAUUCACGCUGGGGCGAAGGCUGGAGUGUUUGAUCUGAAGUCUAUGGCGUUUGAGAGUACGGAAGGAAUACUAAGGGCUGGAGCAACGAUUGUUGUGAGCUAUUUCACGCCAGAUUUCCUAGAUUGGCUGGAGCAUUAA